This is a messenger RNA of Klebsormidium nitens, 3167 nucleotides long. Lineage: Eukaryota; Viridiplantae; Streptophyta; Klebsormidiophyceae; Klebsormidiales; Klebsormidiaceae. The record is from the annotation of a GenBank genome assembly.
AUGUUCUGGGACUCUCGGGUCCCUUGACCAAGGGGCUGAUAGGCACCCUCCUCAUGAUCAGCGGGAUCGAGAGCAACCCCGGGAUGUCGCAGAAUCCGGACACCCCAGGCGGCUCACGCGGACGGCACUUAUUCACCAUCCCGUCUUGGCAGGAGGUCCACGAAAGCAGUCGGCCAGCAGCACUUCACACUCAGUUGUUCGAGGAGUGGCAGCGGCAGAAGUCUGAUUCAGGGCCAGAAGCGUCAGCCCGCUCCACAAGCCAGCCAACUCAGUCGGGGGUGGAGCAGCCGAUCGCGCUAGGAUUCAGCGCGGAGGCGGGCCCCUCCUUCAGCGCCCCGCGUCCUGCUACCGAUCCCCGUCCUGCUACACAGCUGGCACCUGCGGAGGUCGCAGAGGUUGCAGGCAGGAAGAGGGCAGCCUCGAGCAGGGAGAGCUCCCCGCCACCCCUUGGUACUAGGAAACGAACCGGAAGCCCAGAUGAAGCGGCUAUGCGCCACGAGCCAACGUCACGCGAGCCUAUUCUCUCCAAAGAACUUUUGCCUCAAGGAGAGCGUGCUACUCCUGCCUGCGCGCAUGCAGAAGUUGACAUCGAUCCAGGAAGCACGCUGCUUCCGAACCUGAAAGACCCUCCGGAGUCUGAACUGGCUGAGUUUCUCGCUGAGAGGCGGGCCCAGGCUGCAGAGGGAGGCAAAGCUGCAGCCGCAUCCACACAGGAGGUUGCAGCGGAUUCCGAUCAAGAGGCAACGUCCUUUGGCAUUGAGGAGACGUCGGGGGAGUCCAAAUCCGAGGAAGAGGCCACUUUCGCGGAUUUUCAAGGCAUCGACGACUCCAUGCAGCCCGACGCAGGCAACCUGGACCUGUUUCGGGCGAUGGACUUGAAGGAGGAGGCAAGACGUGGGCUGGCGGCGGAGACCGUCGAUGAUAUGCUGGCCCCCAUGCGGGAGGAGAUGCGGAGGAGGCAGGCUCGAGAUGAAGACAACGCCCAACCGUCGACCUCUGCCACCCCGAUGUAUGAGGCGGCAGUGCCCGAGCCGGCGGUGCAGUCUGACGUGCUCACGGGCAACGAGGUCUUCAAGAAGGACGACUUCCGGGUGCUACGCGUGCGAGAGCAUGGCACCAACUGCUUCCAUCAGGUCGGGGCCAACCCUAGGGGCCGCCUUCCUGGCCCAAAGUUCUUUAUGCAGCAAGAGGCUGCGCUCCUGAACCAUGAAGCGCAGGUUGCUCUGCACAAGUGGUCUGGCAAGGUCGAGAACGGGGUUAGGAUUUCGUGGCGCAGCUUUGCUUCGUACCCAGAUUGGGAGACAGCGCGUUCACAUCUUGAGGGGAAGCAUGGGUCAGUGACUGAGAUCAUCCAGGACGGGAAGCCCUGCAAGCCCUACCUCGACCUCGAUGGAAAACACGGGCUCCCCUUCAAGCGUCAGCCAGUAGUUGGGCCAGACGGAGAGGUCGUAGAGGGCGGGGUGAGGUACUCGGUGAAGGAGGUGAUUGGGAUAAUUGAGGAGUGGGCCACCCGCAUCUUUAUGAGCUACGGCUAUGAGCUGGCGCCGAGCAGCUUUGUGUGGAUCGAGAGCUCCGGCCAGGCUAAAUUCAGCCUCCAUCUCACCAUCAACCAGCUGGCGCCCCGCCAGCUCGUCUUCGGCUCCAACACCGGGGGGGCGGCCCACUUUGCGCGGCGGCUCAAGGAGAGGCUGCGCCAGUGGCAUUCCAGCAUCGCCGCCCUCAUCGACCUCAACGUGUACACAAAGGAUCGUGAGUGGCGGACCCCGGGAAGCGCCAAGGUGGAGAGGCCGGAGAGCGUUCUGGCAUGCAUCAACCGGGGCCAUUCGUGGAAGGAUGCCCUGGUCACCUGGUUGGAGCCCUUCGAGGCCCGCAAAGAGGUCAAGGUGCCGUUCCAGCUGCCGGAGAGGCUUCACGAGAAGUUCAAAAACCCUCGAGACAUGUCUGAACGGGGCACUGAGCGCAGCUCCAAGAACGAGGAGUUCGUCAAGGCCCGCAUGCUGACUCUUCUCAGAGAGCGCUUGCACCCCACCGCUUACGAGGAAGGCCCCGAUCGCUUCAAUUACAGCGAUCGCUCGGAGCCGUGCUACACGGGUCGGAUCCAUGAGAACCGCCAGAAUCUAACCUGCCACCUCAACCCAAACGGUAAGAUCUAUGCCCUAUGCUUCAGCAACAACACUGAGGGCGGGGACUCACAGUUGCCGUGUGUUAGCAGGGCGUUCUGCCUUGGAGACUUGUUCGAGGACAACAUCUCGUUUGAGGCUGGCGCUGUUAAGGUGGACAUGCAGCACCUUAAGCGGGUCCCAGGCGCGUCAACACCGGAGCUUGUGGCCGAAGUAGCAGCGGGUACGACGACGGCGGACGACCUGAUGAAGCUGAACACAUUCACUAACGAGUGGAUCGCGGGCAAGUUUCCCCUCCUUGGCAUCCGGUCAGGUGUGAACACCGGCAAGACGGUGCAUUGCGGGGCGGUCUCGGACGAGCUUUAUGAGCUGGUUCGGGAAGCAAGCGGCCGCCCCAUGAGGACGGGCAUGAUCACUUACCGGGUGGCACAGGCCGAGGAUCUCAAAGGGCGCUUUCACCGCACUGCGAACUACCUCGAUCUGAAGGCGGAUUAUGAGAACGAAUGGUUCCAGGAUCCGACUGAUAAGCGCAUUCUUCUAACAGCGCUCCAGUCUCGUGAGCAAUUCCCGGAGAUUGUAAUUCAAGUCGACAGUCUUCUGAACCUUCGGCCUGAUGGCAUUGGUGAGGUUGCUCCGUUCGACCUCGUGAUCUUGGACGAGGUGGCAAGCAUCCUCGCGCAUCUCUCGGCGGCGACCUUGAGAAAUGGCAUGGAGACUGCGGAGCUGUUCUUGGAGAUUGUGCAACGAGCAAAGCGCGUGCUGGCCAUGGACGACGGGUAUGGGCAGCGGGAGCACGAGUUCUUCCGUCUUGCGAAUGUGCCUGGAAAACUCAUCAUCAACACGAGAAGGGCAACGGUUCCCCUUACCUUUCGCGUCUGUCAGGAUGAGAGGGCGUGGCUGGAGCGGAUUGUCAGUGAUCUUGCUGCUGGCAAGAACGUGGUCGUGGUCAGCAUGUCUGCAAGGGUUUUAGAGCGCAUCCAAGACCGGGUGAUCACGCAGACCUCGCUCGGGCUCACAGAGAGCGACAUUCUCAUACACAGGCCCUAA